UGUAAUUAUAUAUCGAAUUGAGCCCUAGAAUGGCGGUUGAAUGCUGCAGCUUCAAAGUUUAUCGAAAAUAUUUGAAAUGAUAAAAAAUACUAUGAAAAUUAAGUCAAUACUCGGUAAUUAAAUGUUCGCUACCUGAAAUUCGACCUAUCCAAGAUAUGUAAGAUAUGAGAAUUAUGCGCUAUCAUACAGAAGGUAUUCUGCAGUGGUUUCCUCUGUUAUGAGUUUUGCAGCCACUCCCAUGCAACUGAUUCUGAGAUAAAUAUCGAACAUUAUAGCGUAAAAAAAGUAAACAACUUGAGUAAGCAUUCAAGAUGAUUUCUGCUAUGCCAGCUGUUGCCCUCCGGCGAGAAAGGAAAAAAGAGAAAACUAUUAGCUCACAUGACAGCAUUGCAUCAUUGUCUCGAGGACGUGGAUUUGCAAAGCGUUCUCGUACACAAAGCAUCAGUACUAUAUCCAGUUUGGCAGAAAAUCAUCUCGACGUGAGGUACCGAAAAUCACGAGCUAAUGUAUUUAAAAUGGACGAACAAAAACUGAGAUUACUUAUAUACCUAGGAACCGUCCUGCUAGUGGCAGGACUGGUCCUUGUUUUUCUAGGAGUAGGUGCUGGAGUAAGCACAGCCCAGACGAUAGGCCUGGUGUUCAUUGGAUUCGGCGCCCUGCUCUGUUUUGUGAAGGUAUUCGUUUCAGAGCAACAGGCUACACUAAUCAAACGUCCCAAGAUAGCAAGUGUCUCCAAAGAUUCCUUAUACACCAUGACGGCAACUUCCACCAACACCACUUCUCCUGGGGAUCAGUCAACAGACUUCGCAUCACUUCCAAUACAAAGAUCGCCAAUGUCACCAGCAGAGGAAAGUGGCGCCACCACUCAGAGUGACCAUAGCAGAAGUUUGACUCCGACUCGUCUCAACAGUAUUCCUGAAACCCAGGUCUUGCUUGUGGAUGAAGAAAAGAGCGACAAAUUUUAAAAUAUUAUUAAGCAGUAAAAACAAUAACAAAAAACAACAUAUUUAUAUAAAUUAUAUGCAAAAUAAAGCUUAAAGAAUCAAUAUUUUGGAGUGUUAGAAAAGGUAUCAUUAUCUAACUUGGCCAUAUGCUGGCUUACGAAGUGUACGAAGUACAAAGCUGAAGUCUUUCAUAAUGUGAUACUGUAUGAUUGGACAAAAUCUUUCUUGUGUUAAAACGAUCAAACUUGGCAUGGACAGAAUUAACGUUUAUGAAAAUCAUUGAUAAUUGAGUUUAAUGACGGUUCGGAAAUGAUAGUGUUCCUCUACUUGUGAAAUCCUUCUGCUUACUGCAGAAAACCAUUUUUUAUACGGAUUUAUCUGGUACUUCAGAGUACAAUAAAACAUUAUUAAUUUUCAAUCAAUUUUAAUUUUACCACGCUUUUCAGAGCAAUAAUUAUUUCGGAAUAGUAUUCUUGAAUAACAAUUCAAACUUGUGUUGUUGUUUGUUUGUUUUUCUGCUCAUUUGAAAUAAGUAGUUUAAUGAUAACUUAACUGUGAAUUGAAUUUUUGUCGUUUACGUAGUUUAUUAUCUUUACUUACAAUUAUAAAUUGUAAAUGUAGAAUAAGUAAUGAAAAUGAUUGACAUUUCUUUAAUCUUUUGAAUUUUUAAAUGUUAGAAAUUGUCAUGUGAUUUAAAUGUCAGUUUUCUUCAAAUAUAUUUUAAUUUCAAGAGCCAUUGAGUUUCAAAGCAUUAUUCUAUUUCAAACAUUAACCAUUUUCUUCAACUUAGAACUUUUCAAUAACUGCCACAAAAAAAAGAUCAGAUUCCACUUUCACUUCUCUAAUUCAAUCAUCUGCCUUAGAAAAUACCUAGACUUCAUUUAUUAUUUGUGCGAAAAGAGUAGAAUAUUUAAAGGUUAAGUCCCAGAUGCCUUUGCUGAAUCUUUAGAAAGUUUUAGAGUAUGCUGUGCACCUAAUAUAGCAGUCAUGAUUUAUAUAUAUUCACUUUAAAACCAAUGGGAUGUGUCAAAUGUCGAUAUUUACUGUCUGAUAACUAACAUUUGUACAUCCAUGUUGUUAAAGUUCCAAAUGACAUAGGGCUUAGCGUGGCCUUGAGUUAGGGUUUUGGGCUAGGUAACGUAAAGUCUGGGAUUCAAGACUUCUUAUCGCUAAUCAUGCUCUCCAUUUUCAGUUGUGGGCGCGCUAUAAGAGUGACAACCAGCACCGUUAUCCGGCUCAAAAAAGCCUGACAAAGACUUUGUGGGAAGGCGGGUACUGCUGGCUGGCCUCUUUCCCUCAGCUCUGUUGUUCAAAUUAAUGGACAUCUAUGCCUGAAUUAUUGGGAUCUCUGACCUGGAAAUUUAAUCUAUAAAUAUACAGAGUGACGUUCAGAAUGACAAUUUUAGUUCUAUUCCAAGUUAGAUUGUCAGAAAGUUACCUUCACAUUUUCCUUUAUAGAGCUUCGUCUAAAUUCUUUAGAUUCAAAGGUGGGUAAAAGAAAACGAAAACAGUAUUUUGUCGGAGAUAAAAAGCGAAAACAACAACAUAAAACAAAUGGUUAAAUACAGUAAUAAUUUCGUAAUUAUAAGUAUCAGUGUAAGUGUAUCUUAAAAACGUACGAAAACUCUCGAUGUUAACACAUUUUAAAUGACAAAUGUUGAUAUAGAAACAUUAUAUUAAUCUUCAAACUGAUCCAAGUUUAUUGUUACGAUAAAAAACAAAAACUGUUUU
Molecule: messenger RNA, 2675 nt
Organism: Limulus polyphemus (Atlantic horseshoe crab)
Lineage: Eukaryota; Metazoa; Arthropoda; Merostomata; Xiphosura; Limulidae
Exons: 2
Coding region: 312-965 (217 amino acids)
Source: RefSeq, a predicted model, not a curated record